Messenger RNA from Pungitius pungitius (ninespine stickleback), 3852 nucleotides. RefSeq names its product collagen alpha-1(IX) chain-like. The coding region runs from base 1 to 2817 and encodes 938 amino acids. Gene Ontology annotation, biological process: extracellular matrix organization. Gene Ontology annotation, molecular function: extracellular matrix structural constituent conferring tensile strength. The record is from RefSeq and is a predicted model, not a curated record. Lineage: Eukaryota; Metazoa; Chordata; Actinopteri; Perciformes; Gasterosteidae. Gene Ontology annotation, cellular component: basement membrane. The transcript is spliced from 38 exons.
AUGCGCAGAAACCGCCCAUCGACGUGGGCCUGCACACCUGCCUGCGUCGCCCUGCUGUCCUUCCUCCUCGCCCCGGCGUCCGGACAACUGGACCUCAACCGGUUGGAUGGCGACACCGUCUGCCCGCCGAUGAGGAGCGGACAAGACGACCUUCCAGGUUUUGACCUGAUCACACAGUUCCAGUUGGACGUGGUCCCGCUGAGAGGUGUGAGGAAGGUGGACGGCUCCACCCCCCUGCAGGUGGCCUACCGCCUCGACAAGGAGGCCAACUUCCAGAUUCCAACCAUGCUGAACUUCCCCCGCGGCUUCCCUGACGAGUACUCCGUCAUGGUGACCUUCCGCAUGAUCAAGAACACCGUCAGCAAGGUGUGGAACGUCUGGCAAAUAGUGGACGAAGGCGGCUACAAGCAGGCCGGACUGCGGCUCAACGGGGACCAGCUGGCCCUGGAGUACUACCUGAUGGGCGCCGACGGCAACCUGCAGACCGCCACCUUCCCCGGCCUCUCCGUGCUCUUCAACACCAAGUGGCACAAGGUGAUGAUCGGCGUGGAGCGCGAGCAGGUCACGCUGUACGUGGACUGUCAGCCGGUGGAUCGGAGGCCCAUCAAGGGCAAAGGCCCCAUCAACACGGAGGGGGACACGCUCAUCGGGAGGCUGGACGCCGACCCCGACGCCUCCGUGGUGUUCGAACUCCAGUGGAUGUUGAUCCACUGCGACCCAAAGAGGGCCCAGAGAGAGAGCUGCAGCGAGCUGCCCGCCACCGAGAUGUUUGCCAAUGCUGAGCCCGACAAAUCACUGCAAGGCCCCCCAGGAGCCCCCGGCCCAGAGGGCCCCCGAGGGCCUCAAGGAGAGAACGGCAGGGACGGAAGAGAUGGUCUCCCGGGUUCUACUGGCAGUCCAGGCAGCGUGGGCAGCAAAGGGGAGCCGGGGGAGAUCGGCCUUCCAGGACAGAGGGGCCUGGCCGGCCUUCAAGGAGCUCUUGGUUCUCCGGGUCCGAUGGGUCCCAGGGGGCCUGUGGGGGAGCGAGGACUUCAUGGAUUCCCAGGACCUGCCGGUCCUCCUGGGCCAGCGAGCGAAGGGCCCCCGGGCCCCCCGGGGAAGGCAGGGACCCCAGGAGACGAAGGAAACAUCGGGCCCGAGGGUCAACCUGGACCCAGAGGGGCGCCGGGCACGUCGGGGCCUCCUGGUCUUCCUGGUCCACCAGGGCCUGUGGGGCCGCCUGGUGCCACCAACGAGGGGAGCGGGGAACCCUGUCCCGCUGCCUGUCCCGCCGGCCGACAGGGACUGGCCGGGCUGCCGGGGAUGAAGGGACACGCUGGUUUGCCUGGAGAGCCUGGAAAGGACGGCGUGCCUGGAGACAAGGGAGAGGCUGGAGAGCGAGGUCUUCAGGGCCCGCCGGGACGCAUGGGAGAUGACGGGCAAAGAGGAGCCGUCGGCUUCCCCGGAGCGCUGGGAGAGAAGGGAGACAGAGGACCUCCCGGGUUCAACGGCGUCCCCGGGCCCACCGGCCCCCCCGGAGCUCCCGGCGUGGAGGGGGUCCGCGGACGUCAAGGUCCGGAGGGGCCCAAGGGCGACGAGGGAGCCGCGGGACCUCAAGGAGAGCGAGGUCCAGCCGGGGAAAAGGGAGACGCUGGCGAGCCGGGCGAGGACGGCGUGAACGGACUCCCUGGAUUGGAUGGAGCAAAGGGAGAGUCUGGUGCUGCUGGAGCUGCUGGUCUCAGGGGGAUUGUGGGUAUUCCUGGGCUGCCGGGGAUGCAGGGACCAGUUGGACCCACUGGUCCAAAGGGGGAAGUUGGUGGUGAAGGACCCGUCGGGCCGGUUGGACUUCCCGGAAAGACUGGUGAGCCAGGAGAAGAUGGAGGAGAUGGAGAAAAGGGAGAAAAAGGAGCAACCGGUGGCACUGGAAAACAAGGACCAGUGGGACCUGCUGGUCCUCCAGGAACCCAUGGUGAAAAGGGGGAUAAAGGUCUUGCUGGUGCCAAUGGACUGAAGGGUCAUACUGGACACAAAGGUGAUCAGGGGCCAAUGGGACCGGUGGGACCGAAGGGAAACCUGGGGGAUCCGGGUGUAGCCGGAGACUCGGGGGUGAAGGGAGAUCAGGGCCCGCCCGGCGCUACUGGACUCAAAGGAGAGCGCGGCGAGAAGGGCCUACGGGGAGCAACAGGAGACGAAGGCAGACCAGGCCAGACGGGCCACGAGGGUUUGCCCGGUCCGAUGGGAGCUCAAGGACUGGAGGGUGAAGCGGGCGUCCCCGGAGCAACGGGCCUCAGGGGUCCGCCUGGCCCCAAAGUGACGGAUGAAGCGCUUCGGGAAAUGUGCUCCGUCGUGGUGGAAGAACAAUUAGCUGAGUUCAUGAAAGAGUUCCUGAAGAGGCCGGCAGCCAUCGGUUCCCCCGGUAUUCCCGGACCGGCAGGACUUCCUGGCGCCACUGGACCAGCCGGAGCCACAGGAGCAGCCGGCCCUCCGGGCCCGAACGGGGCCAAAGGUCACCCAGGGUUUUAUGGGCUUCCGGGAGCACCAGGCAAAAAAGGUGAUGAUGGGCAAAAGGGAGACAAGGGAGACAGGGGGGAGGACGGCGUGGGAAUCAAAGGAAGCCAAGGAGCACCAGGUGCACCAGGGGCAACCGGCGCUCGCGGCGUCGGCAAGGACGGCCAAGACGGACAGCGCGGCGAGCCGGGGAGCCCGGGCGACCCCGGAGCGGCCGGCCCCCGGGGCCCCUCGGGGCCGCCGGGCCUCUGCGACCCGUCGACCUGCAUGAGCAGACUCCCGCCGCUCUACAUGGUGAGCGGGAAGAAGUCCGCCGGCUACAAGAACUAACCAGGGCUCGUCAGCACGCUCCGCAUCGCAUCCCGCUGCUCCUCCGAAAGGCUCCACGUCACAUGACCUCCGUCUGAGAGACGCCAGGCCACAAACGAUUGCAGAAUACCGUGAAGACAUUUGGACUUGUUUGCGAUGUUAGUGGGAGCUCAUCUACUGUUCAGAGAGAGCUGCUACUGACUCCACCCCGACGACGAGGGGCCCCCAACACCCCCCCCCCCCCUCCCACGAAAAUCAAACGCACCCGAGCGACCGCUGAAGCCUUAUCGCCAGAGAACCACACCCCGUGACGCCUGCAGCACAUCAGGGACACGAUGUGCUAAAGAGGAACUCAUCUUUGGGGCCACGAGAAAACCACGAAAAUGUAACGUCUCCAACAAUGUGAAACAUUUGUUUCGUCACACCGGUUUGUUUCUUUUUCAAACGAUUGAAUAAAAUGACGUGUUUUGGAAGUGUCUCACUGUCACUGUGUUACGUUUCUACUAGGCCCGGGACUCGAUUAAAAAUAUUAAUCUAAUUAAUUAGAGGCUUUGUAAUUAAUUAAUCGAAAUUAAUCGCAUUUUAAUUGCAUAAAUAUUUGACCUGAGAACAGUGAGAAGUAAUUUUUUUCACAUGGAUUUUUAUUUUUGUUCAACCACGUGGACUUAGUUACCCUGGUCCUUAAACCAGUCAUCUGGUGCAGUGUGGGUUGGGUGUGGGUCCUUGUACGUCCACGCUAGCUGCUAGUUGUGUUGCGUUGAGGUGAUACUUGAGGCUCGAUGUGAAUUCCUUGUUGCACAGCUUGCACACAACCACGCUCUUAUCGACGCUUCCAUCCGUGUGUUUAUUAUAAUAAAAUUUCCCAUUCACGGGACCAACCGAAACGGUCUCGUCAGCUUCUUCGUUCAUGUUGUCUGAAGUCAUGAACGCUAGUUGGUGCUCCAGUAUAAUCGGUCCUCCGAAACUCAUCCAGUGAGAAACGUUCCGCGGUGCAAAAAAUAAGUGUAAAAAUGUGUAAAAAAUGUUUAAUGUGUUUUUUUUUGUGUAAUUAAUUAA